Molecule: messenger RNA, 6963 nt
Organism: Molossus molossus (Pallas's mastiff bat)
Lineage: Eukaryota; Metazoa; Chordata; Mammalia; Chiroptera; Molossidae
Gene: RP1L1
Product: RP1 like 1
Exons: 7
Coding region: 336-6359 (2007 amino acids)
Biological process (GO): axoneme assembly; photoreceptor cell development; intracellular signal transduction
Cellular component (GO): axoneme
Source: RefSeq, a predicted model, not a curated record
UCCUGGGCUCCUGGGCCGAGGACCAUCCAGAGAAGAACCAGCAGCUCCGCAGCUCCUGGAAGUGGAAUCAGCUGCAGGGCGAGAGGCAACACUCGGAGUGGCCGGACGUCCCCCCGAGGCUCGGGGCUCCGGGGGCUGGGCAUGACCUUGUUCUCCCCGGGGGACGAAGCCUCAAAGAUGCCAGUGAAGAUGGGGUCGUCCUAGAGGGUGCAUCUUGUCCUGUGGUCCAUGUGCUGAGCCUCUUGCUGCUCUUGCCCACAGCCAUGGUUGCUGCUCCUUCUUGGAUCCUGGGAGAGCAUCUAUUCUGAACUGUUUGCGGACGAGAGGGAGGAUACAUGUGCUUGAGCUCAUGUAGGAGGUACUUCAUCAACAUCAUCUCAAACCUCCUGGUAAAGACUGUUCUCCCCACUGUGCCCAGCAAGCUCCAGACUGCAGAGAACCCUGACCAACACACAGUGAUCGUCUGUGAAAACAGGACCCCCAGCCCGCACCUUCUGCCUCCUCUUCCGGCAAGCUGCCUGGGCCCCCACGCCAUGAACAGCACCCGGAGGGAUGCCCAGGCCCCAAGCUACCGCGAGUGCCUCCUGCCUUCCGUGGCCCGGACCCCCUCUGUCACCCAGGUCACGCCAGCCAAGAAGAUAACUUUCCUCAAGCAAGGGGAUCCCCGCUUUUCCGGGGUUCGCCUGGCUGUCCACCAGCGCACCUUCAAGAGCUUCGGCACGCUGAUGGAUGAGCUCUCCCAGCGCGUGCCGCUCUCCUUCGGGGUGCGCUCCGUCACCACGCCCCGGGGCCUGCACGGCCUCAGUGCCCUGGAGCAGCUGGAAGAUGGUGGUUGCUACCUCUGCUCCGAUAGGAAGCUCCCCAAGACCUCCAGUGGGCCCGGCCGGCCGCAGGGGAGGAGCCCCUCGGCUCAGCAGUCUCAGGAUGUUGAAGACCAGUGUGAGGCACCAGAAACAUCCUCUUGCCAGAAAAAUCCUAAAGCCCCAAGGAGGGUAAAGUUGGUUAAGAAUGGGGACCCUCGAUUCCAGCGGACAGUGGUUCUCAGUCGCAGAGAUACGAGGAGCCUGUCGGCCUUUCUCAGCAAAGCCUCAGGCCUUCUGCACUUUCCCGUGAAGCAGCUGUACACGCCCGAUGGGGUAAAGGUGAAUUCUCUGAAGGCUCUACUGCACUGCCCCUCGGUGCUGGUGUGUGCCGGUCCUGAGGCCUUCGGUCCGGCAAGGGAAGGUGCCGGGAGUGGGACUGAAACUCGGUCGGGACAAACUUCGAGGAACAGAAACGGGAGCUGGGGCCCGAAGGCCAAGCAGAGUGUGAUCCACUCGCGGUCCGGGUCGGGCAGCAGGCCACGGCGGUUUUCCCUGCUGUCCGAGAGGUCCGGUCUCAGCGAGCCCCUGGUGUCCCCGCAUCGCACCUGCAUGGGCCCUGCUCCCGACAGGCACCCUCAGGACACACCUGCCCAGCCGGGCCCCUUGGUGGCCGGUGAUGGCGUCGAGAAGAAGGUCCACUUGAACGAGGAUGGCAGCCUGUCUGUGGAGAUGAAAGUUCGCCUCCACCUGCUAGGCAAUGACACGCUCCUGUGGUCCAGGAGAGUCGGAAGGGCCAGUGGGGAGGGGGAGGGGGACCCCCUCUGCUAUGUGUGGGAGGGCCACCCUGGGGGCUCCUCAGAGCCAGGGGCACAGGGACUGGGGACCCAAAAGGCAGGAUGCAAGGAAGGCUUUGAACGAGGCCGGUGGCAGCCAGGGUCCAGAUAUGAGAUCUGGACGAACCCCCUGUACACCGCCCAGGGAGAGGGGACAGCCUCUUGGAGGAGGGCCAGGCUGACCCAGCACUCCCCCACCAGGAGUCCCUGGAGCCAAAGGGUGGCCGGCAGGAGAAGAAGCAGCAAGGACAGCGUCAGCCCUGUCUCCAGUGACAGAUCACCCAAAGGUUCUGAGCCAAACUCCUGCUGCUGCUCCAGGACCCCAGACGACAGCGUGGGCCUGCAUCCAGCCUCUGGCGAUGCCUCCCAGAGCGGAUCAGGGCGGGAAGCUGGCGGCACAUCCUGGGCUGCGGAAGGCCCAGGUCCAGAGGGAGCAGGGCCAGGCAGCAGGGACCACUGCUCCCUGGAACCCAGGGCCCAAGGCAUGGCCAGUGCUCUUUCUGACUCCUCAGCGAGUGCCGGGUCUCAUGAGUUCAGCGAAAGGGGUGAGCAGCACCAGGGUUGCCCCAGCAGGACGAGGGCCGAGACCUCCCCAUGGAAGACCUCCCAUGGAGGAGGACCCUGUUCCUUCACCAUCAAUCCCUCACCUUUGAGGAACGAGGACCCACAGGCAGAAGGGAGUGAACAGGGCACUGGACACCCCCAGGCCAGGGAUGGGUCUGGGAUGAGACUGCCCCUGUCUUUGGGCCGUUUUGCCUCUGGGGGCACUGCAGAAGGCUCUUCCCCAUCCCCGACCUGCGCCUCAGCUACAGGCAGGAGAGAGCAGGAGGGCAGAGCUACAGCUGCGUCCUCACCCAGCACUUCUGGCCUUGGCCCAGGGGCCCAUCGGGGCGGCCCCAGGCAGCAUCACAGCCGCAGGGACACCCACUGCCCCCGCGACUCACCUGUGUCCAGGCGGAUGCUGGGGCCCCCCACCACAGGCAGGGUCUGCCCGGCCGACCCAGCACCACACUUCUCUAGAAGCUCAUCUGGCGUCAGAAACAGAGCCUCUCGGGGCCCAGAGCCACCCUCCUCUGCCUCUCUUCAUUCCCAGGACACACGAUGGGUCAGCAGUGCCCCCCUUACACCGGGGAGCAAUUCAGGCUGUGCUUCCAAUGUCUACCCCCCGUGGUCUCCGUCCGCUGAGACCGAAGGGAAUCCUUCCAGCGCAUCAGACUCUUUCAGCCCCCCAGCUUUCGGCCUGGGUGAAAAGGGAGGGGGCGAAGGUCCCAAGCCCUCCCAGCUCUUGGCUGGACAGCAUGCAGAGGGGAAGCCAGGAGCCCACCCCGGGGGCUGCUCCUCACAGAUGGGCACAUCCCGGGUCUGCAGGACCCCUGGUGGUGAGACGCGGGCCCUGCAGGCCUCCCAGCCUCAGGGCUGCCAGGGGCCCCUCUCUGGGGCCUGCGUGGGGUGCAGCAGGUACUGUCCCGCUCCACCCAGGGCACGGCCCUCUACCAAGAAACACCCUUCGCCCAGCAGCUGUGGAGACCACAGUGCCGACUGGGUGCCAGGGGGCACCGAGCCAGGGGAGGAACCCCUAGACGCGCAGCGCCCACGGCCCCCUGGCGCUCAGUCAGGGGGCACAGGGACAGCAGUCAGAGCAGCGGGAAGGGGCAGCCCCAGCCUAGGUCCCCAGCCUGGCGGGAUGAUCCAGGGGCAGGUCACUGGAGGAGGGGAAAGCCUGCAGGAGCAAGAGGACAAUGGUCGUGUGAUGACGCCAGGGGCUCUGCCCCGAACCUCACCAGAAGCCGUGGUCCGAGAGUGGCUGAGCAACAUCCCGGAGGAGCCCGAGCCCAUGAAACGUGAGGUGGAGGAUGACAGCACGGAUGUGUCUGGGGACGGCCUGGAAGGCCCCACGGAGGACCCUGUGGACAAACAUCCCCUGGAAGGUCUGCAGGAGCCAACUCAGGCCAGUCCACCGUCCCUGGAAGGGGCUGCCAGUGAAAAAGCAGAACCAGAGGGGGCCCCCCCAGUGACUGGUGAUGCGGGUCCCCAGGCAGGAGAGGGUCCUCCCCACAGCGGGGCUGUGGAAGCCCCCAAGGAGGCUGGGGCAGGCGAAGGAGCAGCUGGGGACUGUGGCGUGGGCCAGUGCGUGCUUCCCCACCGGGUCUCUGCCUCCAUACAGAUCAUGAAAGCGCUGGUGGGCUCCAAGCAGGGCCGGCCCAGCAGCCUGCCCGAAGUGUCCGGCCCGGUGGGCAGGAGGCUCAGCCACUCUGCCCAGGCCCUCAUCUCCUGUCUCGCCAGGCUCCACUUCUUUGAUGCAGACCUUGGGUCUCCCGCCGGCAAAGUGAGGUUCACAGACUCUCCUCGGUACCAGGAGCUCCUGAGCAACCUGCAGGCCCUGUGGCCGGGGCGUGGCCUCGGGCGGGGCGAGCUGGACUCAGGCGUCCGGGAGGUCGGCAGGUGCCAGGCCCUGCCAGGUCUCAGGUCCCACGCUGUGACUGAGGACCUCACACCAACGUCCUCCUCUGGUGUGGAUGUCAGGAGCGGUUCUGUAGGUUCCGGGGAGGGCAGCGGACCCUGUGCCGUGGACUGUGCCCUGGUCUCUGAGAGGACAGAGCUGCCCUUGGAAAUCCCCUGCCAGAGGCCUGACUCCAGAACCUCAGGGACCCCGGAGGAACUGGGAAACCAGCAGCCAAGUGACUCCAGGGCCUCUUCGAGUUCUCGCGCCGGGGCCGGGGCCGCCAGGAAGGACGAGGCAGAAGGAAGCAGUGGGGAGCCGACGCUGGGCAGCAACCUGGACCAAGCAGUUCAAAACACGACGCAGGAAGAGGCAGUGCAGUCAGAGAAGAUGAAAGAAGGGAAAGAGGCAACAGAACUGCAGGGAGAAGGUGUCAGUGGCUUUCCAGAAGAGGAAAGCGCCGCGGGACAAGAGCCAGGGACCGGCUCUCCGCCCGGGGAGGGUGCGCGGGAAGAUGAGCGUGUCCAGGAAGAGGCAGCAGGAAGACACCCUGCCUCCAACGCGCUGUGCCCUCCAGCGAGGAGAGGAAAAAGGACAGAGACCCUUGGGAGCCUCACUGAGAGAGACUCAAAUGCCAGUGGGCGUCAACGUGGCCCCAGCGCGGAGCCUGGUUUGGAGAAGCUGCCCAGCGCAGCUGAGACAGACCAGAAGCAAACCCAGGCCAAGCUCACCCAGGGGACUGGAGAGAAGGGCCCUUCUACGGCUCACAGCGGGCUUCUGGACCCUGACCCCCUCUGGGUGUCCAGGCUGCUGAGGAAGAUGGAGCAGGCCUUCCUGGCCGACCUGGCCAGUGCCAUGGCUGAGCUCCGAGCCCGCUGGAGCCUGCUGAGCAGCGACCUGCUGGACCGGAUGGUGGCUGAGUUGCAGCAGGACGUGAGCAGGCGGCUCCAAGGCAGCACGGAUAAAGAGCUCCGAAAGAUCCAGAGCCGGGCUGGGAGGAGGGCGCCGGGGCCCCCCGGGGCAGCCCUCAGGUGGGAGACGACCCUGCAAACAGAGCAGCGCAGGCAUCGCCUCCGGGGCCUGCGCCACCUCGCGGCCUUCUCCGAGCAGACCCGGGCCUGGGGCCCCCCCUUCCUCUCUCUGGAGGACGUGCCAAACCUCAGUGGAGCCCCGGGGACCCAGCUGGGUGGGGAGGCCAACGGGGGGGCGUUCUGUCCCUGCGAGACCUGCCUAAGGGAGAAAGUGAUCCCUGUGUCCCCGAAGGACACAGUGGGCAGAGCCAGUGCACCCAUCAAAGAGGCCUUUGACCUGCAGCAAAUUCUGCAGAAGAAAAAAAGGGGAUGUGCUAAUGGGGAGACAGCAGGGAUGGCCCCUGAGAAGACAGGGCAGGAGCCCCUUCAGAGAGACCCCUCGCGGACAGGGACUGUCCAGGGAGCUGAUGGAGGCCUGGAGCUGCAGUUAGCCCGGGGCCCUGGGGCAGAGGAGGGGGAUGAGGAUGAGGACGAGGGCAGGCAGACCCCAGGCAGAGGAGAAGAUCCGGGAGGAGGAGAGGGGGACGCAGCCACUCAGAAGAAAGGGGGGAACGCACGGCCUUGUGUCGGCCACCACCCGGAGACAGUGCAGCGGGAGGAGCAGGGUGGAGGCGACAAGGAAGAGACAGAGGGCUCCGGGGCUGAGGUCAGUGUGGAGAGUAAAGCCUUGGGAAGAGCUGAACAAAGUCUAGGAGGACAGAAUGACACCACAGAGGUCCAGGAAACUGCAGAAGAGGAGCAGCCAGAGUCAGGAAGAGGAAAUCAAGGUGAGAAAGAAGGGCGUCCACAGGCUGGCCCGAGACAAGGCCAGUCGGGUGAGGCUUCUGGACACAGCAGCCCAGACCAGGGCGGGGGGCCCACACCUCCCCCCGCCCCAGGUGGAGACACCCCCGGCCAAAGGUCAGGCCCAAAGCCCGGCCUCUCCUCGUCCAGAGCCUCGUCCCUGGGAAACUGCUCUCAGCUCUCCCAGAAAGGCUCCAAAGACGAGCCUUCCAGUGGAGGCCUUUGGACCUUCGGAGACGAGCCCAAGGGAGUCCCUGGUUCAGGGAGAAAAGUCACGGACAUGUACCCAGCAAGCUCCAUUUCUGAGCAAGGAACAGAGGAAGGUCUGACCGGAGAGCCCAGCGCAGGCCAAGGCUCUGACUCAGACGCUGAGAAGGGAGUGAAAAGUCUCUCUAGGCCAGAAGUGAGGUUUGGAAAACUUGCCCUGAGCAGGACAGAUGGCUUUGGCCAAGAUGAUUUAGAUUUCUAGAGACCCAGCUGCGAGGUGGCCAUGAGUCUGCAGCUCCGGUUUUAUUCGUAUUUUGUCUACAAGCCUGAGGGGGCGCGGCCCCCUGGAGAUGUUCCAAGAGUGUGGGGGGAAGAUCCAGGACGUGCCAAGGACACAGCGGCACCUCGCUGCCCUGGGUUCUCAGUGCUGGAGCUUCAGCGGGCCCUCCGGCCUGUCCCCGCACCGUGUGAGGGGCGACCUCACAGCCGACCUGUUGUCCCAGGUCAGCCGCCCCUCCCCCGCCCGCUGCGCCAGGAGGGCGGGACUGACGGAAAUGUUCCAGGAGGGUUUUUGUUUGUGUGUUUGUUUUUUGCUAGCAAGUGUUUCUCUCAUUCUUUUGCCUAUUGAUCUCCUGUUAUUUUUCUCCUUGGCCUCUCUUGGCACUCACCUCGUUCGACUUCGAGGUGCUUUUCUCUGAUCCUGAAUAUAUCUGGUGACUCUGCAGAUGUGCAAAAAUUCAGGGAGAAGCAGAUACAUUCAGGGUCUCUGGACAAGGUUUGUUCUCAGCCCCAAAAGUCCAAGUGUAUUUCCUGGAUUAAUUUAUUUUUAAUUUUUUAAAAAAUCGAUUUGAGAGAGAGAAAGACAG